This is a messenger RNA of Ceutorhynchus assimilis (cabbage seed weevil), 1821 nucleotides long. The record is from the annotation of a GenBank genome assembly. Lineage: Eukaryota; Metazoa; Arthropoda; Insecta; Coleoptera; Curculionidae.
AUGGGAGGCCCUGGGUACACUGCGACGAAGUUGGGUGAAGUCAUAUAUCUAACUAAAUGUGUUCCAGCUAUGGUUACGGUGCGUCAAGUUGACAGAUGUUACAAUGAAUUACCCAUCAUGUACAAAAAUGAAAGUUACUUCCUCACUCCAAGAUCCAGGUUGAUUCAGCGUCAUGGUACAGAGGUAACCUGUAGCGGUCUAUAUGCUCCCAUGUUUAAGGUGGAUGGAUCAUGGUACUUAAUCAAUAAGGGACAAUCAGAAACCAUAGCACCAAUAACACUUGAUCCUGAGGUAAGGAGCAGAGAAGAGGCUUGGUCGUAUAAGUCUAUCAAGAAUUUAGCUUCUACUGGUAUCUACUCACAGAACGAAUUGGAUAUACUGAGAGACCAUAUCAUGCUCGGUAACGAAAGAGAGGCGAUACAGGGCGUUAUUGUCAGGAGUAUGUCAGGUCAAAGACCAGAUAUGCAAGAUUUAGUUCCAACCAACCUAUUCAUGGAAGCCGACAUAAAGACAUUUGCAGACAAGAUUACAACACAAAUUUGGGGUUGGUUCUCGGUAUUCGGUAACCUGACCGCAGGAGCCAUUGGAAUUAUUAUUAGAGGGGAAGUAUUUGCUAGUAUGAAAGACAAAAGCUACAAGGUAUCUAUAGUAUUGGAACAGAAUGGUGAUAUUAGAGAAGCCACUUGCAUUUGUCCUAGAGGCAUAAAAUGCCAUCACAUCGCAGCGUUGGCUCUUUUUGGGCAUUAUCAUAUAUCGGUAACAGAUAAAGCAUGUGCAUGGAAUGCACCACCCAAACCAAAGGAUGGGCCAGUGAAAUGUGCAGAAGAGCUUUAUCCACCAAAGCCCUAUACAGCUCUCGAAGGUGGGGUACCAGAGGCAUCAAUCAACAGAUUGAAGGAAAGGCUACGCAGCUUCGGAAAUACUGUUGGUUUUACUUGGCUAUUGAAUGAGGAGUCAAUAAAUCCGCUGGAAAAUAGAUUUGCGAUAAUCGAAGAGAUAAUUUCUUCCAAGGAUUUUUUGGAGGCCACAGAUAAAGUGUCUGUGUUCAGACAGAAAUGUGCUGUCGAUGAUCAUUCGAUAAAAGACAUGGCUGCUACCACAACUGGUCAGGUGUCAAAUGAAAAAUGGUUCCUUGUGAGAAAAUUUCGUUUGACUGCUAGCAACUUUGGUGCUAUUAUUGCAGCGUGCCAAAGAAACAGAUUCCCAGUGAGUUUGUUCAAGACGCUCUUAGGCGAGUACAAUUUGGAUGGUAUCAAAGCAAUCCAGUGGGGCAGAACGCAUGAAAAAGAUGCUCUAGACCAUUUGAAGUCUAAUUAUAACUUGAAUAUUCGACCAACCGGAGUAUGGCUCUCAAAUUCAGGACUUCUUGGUGCCAGCCCUGAUGGAUUGAUUGAUGAAGAAGAGGCCAUUGUGGAAGUAAAAUGUCCUUAUUCUCUCAGAAAUGAUCAAUUGUCCGAAAAAUUAAAGAAUUUAAAUAAAUAUAUAAUUUUUUAUGAUGAUGAGGGCAAUUUAAUGUUGAAUACUAAUCACAAUUACUAUCACCAAAUUCAAGGUGCUUUACAUAUUUUAAAAAAGGAGAAAUGUUAUUUAUGUAUUUAUACGUUGAAAGAAACAAUUGUAACAGUUAUAGAGUUUGACGAUUCAUGGAAAGAAAAUCUUUCAGUCUUGGAAAAUUUCUAUAUAAAACAAUACCUACCAAAGUUGUUAGAAAAUUAAUUAAUAAAUUGUGAAUUUUUAUUUAAUGUGCUUUUAUUUAAUUCCACAAUGUAAGCAGAUGGAGUACACUGUUUGAAAAAUGUAUAUCAUUUAUUUUAGACUGAA